ACGUCAAACCCGGCGAAUGCGCAUGCGCACUGACACAACGUGCCUAUGCUUCCCAGGAUUUAACAACAACUGAACGUACACUACAGUUGCUACUCAAGUACGGGGCUAGUCUGAGCUAUUCUGAUUUAUAUAACAAAGUAUACAAUAUUUAAAGCGUAACCGUUUUUGUUGAGGUAUUAAGCGUCCAUUGUAGAGUAGUUUGUUGUGUUUAUAUUCGAGGACUGAUUAUGGGGAUCAUAAAAUAACAGCAACUGCUCGUUGCAUCCGUAGAACUGGGUCAUAAAGUUGGUAUGUCCUCUCUGUGCUGGAUUUUUUGAUGGGGCUUUUAAGGUUAAAGAUGCCGCCGAAGUUUCAGCUCCUGGCUCUGUUGGCCUUCGCCAUUGCAAUGAUCUUUUUGGAAAACCAAAUUCAGAAGCUUGAGGAGUCACGGGGGAAGCUGGAACGAGCCAUUGCCAGACAUGAGGUACGAGAGAUUGAGCAACGGCACAUUCAAGAGGGGGCGAAGGAGGCCCUGGUGGAGGAGGACGAUUUGGUGGUCAUCUACAACCGAGUGCCCAAAACAGCCAGUACCUCCUUCACCAACAUCGCCUAUGACCUGUGCAACAAGAACAACUACCAUGUGCUGCACAUCAAUACCACCAAAAACAAUCCUGUCAUGUCCCUUCAGGAUCAGGUACGCUUUGUAAAGAAUGUGACAUUAUGGAAGGAGAUGAAGCCCGCAUUCUACCAUGGACAUGUUUCCUUCCUGGAUUUCACCAAAUUUGGAGUGAAGAAAAAGCCUGUUUACAUAAAUGUUAUCCGGGAUCCCAUUGAGCGUCUGGUGUCUUACUACUAUUUCUUACGCUUUGGUGAUGACUACAGACCCGGCCUACGACGCAGAAAGCAAGGAGACAAAAAGACAUUUGAUGAGUGUGUAGCUGCUGGAGGUUCUGACUGUGCUCCAGAGAAACUGUGGCUUCAGAUUCCCUUCUUCUGUGGUCAUUACUCUGAGUGCUGGAACAUUGGCAGCAAAUGGGCUUUGGAGCAAGCCAAAUACAACCUGGUGAAUGAAUAUAUGUUAGUUGGGGUGACAGAGGAGUUGGAAGACUUUGUUAUGAUGUUGGAGGCGGCACUUCCUCGCUUUUUUAAGGGGGCCACCGAGCUCUAUCGGACAGGGAAGAAAUCACACCUAAGGAAAACGAGUGAGAAGAAGCCACCCACCAAAGAGUCUAUAGCCAGACUGCAGCAGUCAGACAUCUGGAAAAUGGAGAAUGAGUUUUAUGAGUUUGCACUUGAGCAGUUCCAGUACGUUCGGGCUCAUGCAGUGAGAGAAAAAGAUGGAGAGCUGUACCUACUGGCACAGAACUUUUUCUACGAGAAAAUCUACCCAAAGACUACCUGAGACUCCAUAACGCUGUAUGCUGUGGUCAGAAACACUGGAGGAGGACACAUUACACUGAUAUGUGCAUUCUGCCUGACUCUUCUCCAUCUGGAUAUGUACAUUUCGAGCAGCUGAAACUAGUAUGUGCCACAGGGAAGAGUCUUGGGGGCAAUCAGCUGUCAUGAGCUUUAUCCUCCAAUACAUAUCAUUUCAGAGAAGGGUUAAAUGAUCUCAAAUGAGCAUUAAAAGUGACUGAGAUCUUGUUCAUGUCAUUAUUCAAGACAACCACCGCCUUUCUGCCAUAUGGGUUUUAUACAGGUGCUGUCACAUUUCUUUCUUUUAUUUUUAUUUAAUACAUUAAUGGUUAUUGUUUUGAUUUUGAUUUUUUUGACUGAUUGAUACUGUUUUGGGACUUUUUACAUCCUAUUUAAAGUGUAAAAAGAGUACAGAUGACUACUAAACAUUCUUGAAGUUCUUUAUCAAGCUGAGAAAGUAUAGUAUUUUUUUCAGUAUAGUAAAAUGAGUACUUUAUUUCUUGGACUUUUGCUGUUUAUGGAAUUUUUUGGGAAAUACACAGAUGUGAUGUGGAUGUAUACUUUGUUAACAUAUAUCUUGUCUUUGAUAUACCAGACUUUUUUUGUUUAAAAUGUAUCCACAAUUGCUGUUUGCCAUUUUUAAAUCAGAACCUUCUGCCUGCCCGUUCAUUUCUGCAGUUUUUCAGCUAUUUCAGAAAAUAUAUUUUUAUCUAAUAUGUAUGUAAAUACUGGUCAUUACAGUUACAGUUGGACCAAACAUUGAAAUGUGGGAGGAUAAAGAAUUUAAGAUAAAAACAAACGCAAACAUUUCUAUAUCUGCAUGUGGAUCAUUAUACCGUUACUGGUUCUUGGUAAGCAGCAUUUUUUUUUCUUUAAAAUUGAUUUUAUAUAUGAAUUAUCAUGCUUUUUUUUAUACAUAUUGUUCAAACAUACUUUAUUUCAAAGACUUGUCAAGCCUCUCAUGGAAACAUACCAUUAGUUUGCUGCUUUAUGAUUUAGAGAUCUUAGACUUUAAAUGAGUUCAUUGAAAGACUGUGCCUUUUUUUCCUAUGACACAAAGCUGUUUUUACAGCCAGUGUAAAUAUGACUUGACAUCUCAGCAUGUAAAAAGGUGAGGAAUUGUUUUACAAGGUGAAAUGUUGGUAUAGUUGUAUAGAUUGCCAUUAUCAUGUGGAAAUAGGCAACCAUCAUAUGAAAUUGUUUGCCUUGUUAAUGGUACUACAAGAGUGGAACUGAUGUCUUUUUGAAAAUGGAAAUUUGUCUCCUGAGUACAUUAUACAAUUUCAGUUUUUCUAUAUACAUGACCUUUAUUAACCACACAUUUGUGCAUGAAAUGGGUGCUGGAUUGCACAUUUGCCACUAAAAUCUCCAAGACAAAAUAUAAGGAGAACAGUAGGUCUUUGUUAUUUUCAUGUGCUGCUUCAAAAAAUAUAUAUAUUUUGGGGUUUUACAGUUUCUUUUGAAUGUUUUUAGAGAAUCAAAACCAAUCUGUACUGUAUAUGAAUCACUAGAGUACCUAUCAGUUUUACUAUCUUUCUUUCACAGUGCCACCAUGUGAGCCUGUAUUUGCUCUAUUCUUUGUUUUUUCAUUUUAAAUAAAUGAGACUCCAGGAGCUUUGCUCUUUUCUGCUGACAGUGCUGAGGUAGAUUUGAAAACAGAUUGAUUUUUGGAUAUGUCAGGCAUAAUAAAAAGAGCUUUUUUUCUUCA
Messenger RNA from Megalobrama amblycephala (Wuchang bream), 3103 nucleotides. It is a transcript of the gene hs2st1a, whose product is annotated as heparan sulfate 2-O-sulfotransferase 1a. Gene Ontology annotation, cellular component: membrane. Gene Ontology annotation, molecular function: heparan sulfate 2-sulfotransferase activity. The record is from RefSeq and is a predicted model, not a curated record. Bases 317 to 1381 code for a protein of 354 amino acids. The transcript is spliced from 7 exons. Lineage: Eukaryota; Metazoa; Chordata; Actinopteri; Cypriniformes; Xenocyprididae.